This is a messenger RNA of Cotesia congregata, 4634 nucleotides long. The record is from the annotation of a GenBank genome assembly. NCBI's taxonomy places the organism in Eukaryota, Metazoa, Arthropoda, Insecta, Hymenoptera, Braconidae.
UCUCUUCCCCUAUAAUAUACAAUAUAUCAGAGAAAUCAAUCAUCGAUUGCGUUAGAUACUUUCUACAAAAUUAAUUUACAUGUUUUAUGUAUCUGUUUACAGUUAUUUACUGUGAUUACACGGCAACUGGGAGAUCACUGCAAUUUUUAGAGGAAUACAUAACUAAAGAAGUACUGCCAUGUCUCGGAGAUACUCGUGCAUCGACGUCAAUUUGCAGCUUGCAGUCGUCACUCUUCAGGCACGAGGCCAGAGACAUCAUUCGACAUGCAGUCGGGGCCGGAGAGCAGGAUGCUGUUCUCUUUACAGGUCAUGGUACCGACGACGUUCUGCGGACUCUUCUUCGCCAUCUUGACCUCCCCCGGAGGCCGACCGUUGUCUUUGUUGGUCCAUUCGAGCAUCGCACCAAUUUGCGACCCUGGUGCGAACUCGGUACCAAGGUGGUGAGAAUUGCUGAAACCAAAGAGGGAUUUCUUGACUUGAAUGACCUAGAGCGUAAACUUGUUGAGGAAAAAACGUCAGAACGUAUGAUGGUUGGCUGCUUUAAUGCGGCUAGUUGUAUUACUGGCGUACUUGCCGAUGACGUUGCAACCACUCUCUUGUUGCAUCAGUACGGUGCAUUAAGUGUGUGGGACUAUACAUCAGCCGCUCCUUACGUUCACAUGGACAUGAAUCCGCACUUACCAGGCGUGGGCGAAACUGCUGUGUACAAAGACGCGAUAAUAUUUAGCGGACAUAAAUUUGUGGGUGGCGCGCAAUCACCCGGUGUCCUUGUAGUCAAGAGGUCGUUGUUGAAAAAUGAUAUUGCCAUUGAAGAUAUGCGCGACUCCCACAGAUAUCUCAAAGAUCCGGAACUCCGUGAUGAAAGUGGUACCGCGGGAAUUGUCGGCUCUAUUCGCUGUGGGCUCGCGAUGCAAUUGAAAGAAAAUGUUACCACACAAGCUAUUAUUUCACGACAGGAUAAAAUUUGCAAACAAGUAUUGGCUCACGUGAGAACAAUACCCGAGCUCAUAUUACUCGGUAGCAAUUCCCAAAACAUAAAAAGACUACCAGUAUUUUCAUUCAUGGUCAGACACCCACGAGGAACCUUUUUGCAUCAUAAUUUUGUCUGUGCGAUUCUCAACGACGUUUUUGGUAUACAAGCCCGAAGCGGAUGCGCUUGCGCCGGUCGAUACGCUCACGAUCUCAUGGGGAUUGGCAUUGACCUUGCCAAAAAAUACAAUUCAAUACUAACCGACAAGAGUUCGAAUCCCGAGUCUAAUGCCGAAGUUCUGCGGCCUGGAUUCGCCCGUCUGUCCUUGCCCUACUUUACAACAGAGGCCGAGCUGGCGUUCGUAUUAGAGGCCUUGAAAAUGGUCGCUACCGAGGGCUGGAAACUCCUCCCGCAGUACGUGUUAAACCCGGACACCGGUGAGUGGCGUCACCACACAAACAGCGUCUUCAAAGAGCGCAAGUGGUUAGGAUCAAUUCGGUACACCGACGGAAAAAUGAUCGCCUCUGAAAGGAGAGUAUCAGGCGCAGGAGGUGUAUUCCCUCAGAGUUACGCGGACUGUCUUCAAACCGCGCGAAACAUUUUCAAUCGAUCGAGAAAAAUGGCACAACGCUUCCCGCUCCAGAUGGACUCUAACGUGACCUUCACAGCAAUUGGCGAGUCUCUGCGCUGGUUUAUUCUUCCCAGCGAAGCUCAGGAUCUUCUGCUAGGAAACUCUCAAAAUGUAAAGCAAGACCUGCCCUUUGAUCCGGCUGUAAGAAAGCACCGACGUGAUUUCACUUUAGGAAUAAAUAAUUCAGGAAUUCGGAGACUUAACAGCGACAUACCUAGAACAGCGAACCCUCCCUUGGCAAUUGCAUCUCCCAGACACAACAGCUUGCCAGCAUUAUCAUCAGAUCCUCAUGCUCCACCAUUAAAGCGCUCUGGUGAUAGCUUCGACUCAACAACCAGUGAAGAAAAACCAACUCUAGCUAUCUGUCACAAUAAUUCUUCUUCUUCUUCUUCUUCUUCUUCUUCUUCUUCUUCUUCUUCUAUUUCUUCUUUGUCGUCUAUUCACUCACACCCUGGGCAGAAAUCAUCCACGGACUCUCCGUCGCCGACGAUAAAAUUUGCAGUGGGCGAAGCUGUCACCUCCUCGAUGAUUAUUGCGACAACGCCGGCUGGUGCGCGGCUGAUGGCUGGCGAACACAGUAUGCCGCAGUAUGUAAAUGGAAGUAACACCAAUAUUAGUCACCGGGGAAACAGAACAAGGUGCAAUUCUUUGGGCAGCAGUGGAAAAACCAUGCCGGUUCCUAUUCCUCUGAGUCCACAAACUCUGGCGAGUCUGGGAGUCGCUUCUACUGGUGGUAAUUUACCGAGGAAUCAUCGGUACUGCAGCUGCAGUAGCAGUAGGAUUGAUUUGUCCAGUUCGCUGGAGCUUGAUGGAGGGAUUGGUAACAGUCCGACUAGGUCUCCGGGGUCCUCGGCGACUUCUUCUCCAACUUCUUCCUCUUCGCCGUCGCCGCAUCCCUACACUCAGGCGUUUAAUUCUCAUCAACUGUCUCAUCAGCAUGCGCAUCAUCCAGUUGUGGAAACUCAUAAAUUGGGAAGGUGCUCGCCGAUUAUUAGCAGCUUUAGUCAAAGCUCUGAGGAUGACUUGAGGGCCUACUUGAAGGAAGUUACUAAGGAACUCGCGACUGAGAUUAAGUCAGAGAUUAGGGAGGUUAUUUCUAAGGUUGAUGAUGUUCUCUCGGAUAAUGGGACGCCGCAACAUCAUAAUCAAAGGGCUGUGAUGGCUAGUGAGAGACAGUAUCAGAAGGAUGAUUCUUGCUCCGCGAGGGAAGUUGCUGAGUAUUUGAUGGAGUUUUCUAAAGGGAUGGCGAGCGAAGUUAAAUCUGAAAUUAGGUGUAUGGUGAACCAAGUAGACGGUCUAGGAAGAUUUUCUCCCGACUUGCACUCAACAGCAUCAACGGGCUCUCCAGGCUACGGCACCCCUGAAAGAAGACUCCCCUCGUCACCUUUAGCGGGGCUGAAACUCGCCAAGACUUCAAAGCUAUCAGACUUACAGCAGUCGCAGCAAGAAAGCAAGAUGUCCAGCGAGUGUUCAUCAGACGAGACUGUGAUAUACGUGGUGGGUCCUCGAGUAGCUCCAACAAACCAAACAAACAGCUCCACGAUAUCACCAUCAAAUCGCGAGCGUUCAAAAACCUCUGACGAAGAAGACGAGGAAGAAGUACAAGUUAACAAAAAGCUAACCAAAAAUGUCAUUAAAAAAAUAACUGGUAUUAGUACAAAAACCCUGCCGGAAAUUUAUUCAGCAGUAAACUCAGUGAGCUCCCAAGACAGCGGCAUAAAUUUGUCGUUCAAUGACAACGACGUAAGAUCUACCGAGCUCGGUAGAAGCUCUAGCAGCAACAGCAGCGGCAGCAGUAGUACCGACUCUUGUGGUAUUAUCAGCAGCAGUAACACUACCAGCAAAAAACCUAAAAGCACUCCCAUAAAAGGACCAAGACGUUCUAAAAAUCUUGAAAAAAGUAAAGAUACCCGAAAGCUUCCUGAUGAUUUGUCAGAAGAUGAAUUUAGUCUUCCAAUUCCUGACAAAAUUCUGACCUCAGAUGACGACGAGUUUGUUGAAAAUAAGUCUGGAUUUGAGCAAGAUGAUAAAGAAGACGAUGAAGAUGAUGAUAAACCGGGUGAGGGUGAACCAAGGUGGUACAGUCCGCCGAAGAACAUGUGGAAAGCGACUGUCGAGGCGAUUCAUGAGUUCGACAUGAUUCGGGACAAGGACAGAGUGCUUGUUUGUCUUCCAGCCACCACAACAGGUGCCAGAGUAGCUGCGGGGGGUUACGGUCUAGCUUUGCUCCACGCGUUACACCAGUACCAAUUUUACGCGCGGUCUAAAAACAUUGAUUUUGAAAUUGGAGCUGUGACAAUUGACGCCAACAGCAGCUACAACUCUUCAGAAGAGUCUAUAAACUCCGUCAGCUACCUCAAGGCCUUGAAGGUUCCUUAUUUCUACGAGGAAGCUGAAGAACAAGCGUCCUUAAUCGACGCGGUUAAUAAUUCUUCCGUGGACUCGGGUAGUGAUAAAACAAUUCCCGGGCGGGUUUGCACUACUUGCGGGAAAGUGGGAGUCAGCAUGAGAAAAAGACUCUACUCUGUUGCUAAAAGGUACGGGUUCAACGUCCUGGCGCUGGGACACCACUUGGACGACCUUACUGAGGGAUUCCUCACGGCCUUUUUCUACAGCGGGAAACUCAAGACCAUGAAAGCGCAUUACUAUGUCAAGGAACAUGACUUGAGGGUUGUCAGGCCUUUUGUCUAUGUCAGGGAAAAGUCGCUUAAGCAGUUCACGGAGGAAAAAAAAUUGCCCAUGCUCAGGGUGGCUUGUCAGAACUGCGAUGAGAUCAAGGAGGUUGUUAGUGAGAAUAAUAAAGAGCUGAUGGUUCAACAGGAGAAGAAAUAUCCGAAGGUCUAUUGGUCGGUCAGAAACGCUCUCAGGCCUCUUAUUUUGGCUAAAGGGAACUUUGGCCAUGGCUACCAGAGGCACAAGCAUAAACUCAAGCUGAAGGUUAGUCCUUCUCAUCCCAACCCUCAUUCGAGUCCCGGGUUGCUUACUACCUAUCAGGAGUUAGGUAACAGCGACACUGAUGAACAAAUUUUUUAA